UACAGUGUCUACAGCUCCCCCUCCACUGGAGACCUGCUGGUCGGGAUAAGUAAUACUGAUACAAAGACAAGCCAGGUAAAGCGUUAUAAUAACACAGGACAACACAUACAGACCAUACAGCACAACAACAAAGGUCAGAGACUGUAUAUAUCACCUAGAUACAUCACAGAGAACCGCAAUGGAGAUGUUAUUGUGUCUGACUAUCUCCGUGAUGUAGUGGUGACAGACAGAAGAGGAAGACAUCGCUUCUCCUACACAGGUCACCCAUCAGGAUCAGGACUACGACCAUGUGGAAUCUGUACUGACGCGCUGUCACACAUCCUGGUCUGUGAUGUUUACACCCGCUCAGUACAUAUCAUUGACCAGGACGGUCUCUUUCUGACACAGAUAGAGACCAAACAUCACGGGAUAGGUGUACCAUACGGCCUGAGUUAUGAUUGUGAUACACAGCUUCUCUGGGUUGGAUCACGGGACAACAACACAGUAAACAUUUACAGACUUAUCAAUGAAGGGGACGAUCUGACUGAUAAAGUGGAUGAGUUAAAAACGUUCUUGAGAAAGGAGAAGACAACCGUGUCCCAUGCCAGAGGAAUACUUGUUGGAUGUGCUGAGGCUGGAAAAACAACGCUACUGAAAAGAUUAAGAGGGCAAAGUCAGAAUGUUGGUGAAGUUAUAGAGUCCACCAGGGGGCUGGAAGUCCAUCAACAUCUUUUCAUUGUUAAGGACAGAAAGUUACUAAG
Messenger RNA from Saccostrea cuccullata (small rock oyster), 740 nucleotides. RefSeq lists its product as uncharacterized. Gene Ontology annotation, cellular component: extracellular region. NCBI's taxonomy places the organism in Eukaryota, Metazoa, Mollusca, Bivalvia, Ostreida, Ostreidae. The annotation marks the transcript as partial. The transcript has 2 exons. The record is from RefSeq and is a predicted model, not a curated record.